Molecule: messenger RNA, 526 nt
Organism: Entrophospora candida
Lineage: Eukaryota; Fungi; Glomeromycota; Glomeromycetes; Entrophosporales; Entrophosporaceae
Source: the annotation of a GenBank genome assembly
AUGCAGAUAUUGAAAGCAGAGAUUUUUAUUAUCCAGAAUGUUAUUUUGCAAAUUCUUGAUAAUUAUUCCUUAAAUGACUUACUAAAAAUAACCAAAAAAGAUUUGAAAGAAGUAGACAAAGAGUUAAUAAAACAAUUGUUUAAAGAAAAAGUUAGGAGGAAAUUUGCUUCUUCAGAAGAAGAUGAGGGUUAUUAUUCCCAAGAUGAUGAAAGGAAAAAUAAAGAAAAUAAUCUAUUCAAGAAGGUAUACCAAGAAGAAGAAAAAAGAGACAGGAACAAAUCCAAACAAUCAUUGCAGAAAUCAAAAACUACUGAAACUCUAAAGGAACAAAACUCCUCUCCAGAAGAUGAAGGCUACCACUUGGGUGAUGAAGAAGGAAAGGAGACUCCCCCUACUACUCCCCCUUCUGAGGAUGAGGAUGUUUAUGAGUUUAAUGAAGAAGAGCAAAAGGCAUUUUCUCUUUCUGAUUUAGAACAACUAGAACAGUUUUUUAUUCAACAUGAUAUAAAAAAUGUUACUCUUGAUG